GAGAGAGAGAGAGAGAGAGAGAGAGAGAGGAUGGCUGGUAGGAUUUAGCCCCGGCAGCGUCUUUUCCCGUCCAACACAACAAGCUUAUUACCUUUCUCUCCACGCGCUUGGAAACGGAUUUACGCACACGAAAGGAGGAGUUUGGAGGACUAGUAGGAUGCUGAGUAUCUUUCCUCCUCUCCACUGUUCUCCACUUUGCUCUCCAUGACCUGAGAGCGCCACCACAGCGGGAGGAACGAAACACCAGAAAGAGAGAGGAAGAGGAGGGCAGAAGGCCAGGGAAGGCAGGAAGGAAGGAACACACUUUUUUGUUGUUGUUGUUUGUUUUCCCUUUCCGAAAUGGCGGCGACAGAGGCCAGCGCGGCGCCGGUGGUCCAAGAAGACGGGAAAACCCCCGAGAGCAAGCCGACGGAGGCCGAGCAACCGGCGAAAAACUCCAACGCAAACUCAGAGACUGUCAACAGCGAGGUUGUCGAUAAAGAUGGCACCGCUGUCAACAAUGAAGUUGUCGACAACAAAGAGACUGUGAACAACGACACAGCGGCGGCAGCAGGAGCCGAGGAGGGAGAGGCAGCAGCAGGCGAGGAGGCAGCACCUCCUCAGAGCUCGGAAAACGCCUCCUCCGCUGAGCCCAAGACCUCCUUCCUGGACUCCUUCCUCAACAAGAGCGGCCUGGGGAAGGUGAUGGGAGGAAGGAAGAAGAAGGAGCAUGCCACAGCUGCCGGAGGAGGAGAGGAGAACGCAGCUGAAGGAGCGGAGAAAGAGGGAGAGAAAGGAGGUGAAGAGGCUGCAGCGGCUGAGGGAGGAGCAGAGGGAGGUGCAGAAGGAGAUGCAGCAAUAGAAAAAGCUCCAGAAAAUGGAGAGAAGGAGGAGGACAAGAAAGCGGACAAGGGCAAACCGGCGGAGACUAAAUCUACAGUCCGAGACCUGAUCAGGAAGCCAGUGGCGAGGAUCUUCUCCCACCGCAGCACCGAGAAGAAGGACGGUACUGCAGAACCCCAGAAACAAGUCAAGGUCCGCUCCAAGUCCCUGGACCGGCUGGAAGAUGCCGAAGCACUUAACACUACUGCAGACUCCACCGUAGAGGAGGGUGGAGCAGCGGGAGGAGCAGAGGGAGGUGCAGAGGCCGGUGCAGAAGGAGGCGCAGAGGGAGAACAGAAAGCCUCCUCUUCCUCAGCAGCCACCAAGCACAUGAAGCGCUGGCACUCCUUCAAGAAGCUCAUGGCUCAGAAGGCGCACAAGAAGAGCGGAGGAGGUGAGGACGUGAAGGAGGACGGAGCGGAAGAAGGAGGUGGAGACUCCUCUACGCUCGACUCCAAAGAGUCGGGGCAGAAGAGGUGGAAGCUGAAACGCUCCUGGACCUUCCAGGGCCUGAAGAGGGACACGUCCAUCGUCGGCAUCAGCGGCAAGGCCAAGGGCUCCGACAGAGACUCUGCCGACAACGCCAAGCCAGAGGACGCGGCCGAGGGAGGAGAGGAGGCCAAGGCGGAGGGAGGAGCAGAAGAGGCCAAGGCAGAGGAAGGGGAGGAGAAGGAGAAAGCUGAGGGAGGCGAGGAGGAGAAGGCGGCAGCAGCAGCGGGAGGCGGGACGGUGACGCAACACGCCAACGAGAUCUGGACCUCCUUCAAGAAGCGCGUCAUCCCCAAGUCCAAACGUGCCAACACAGAGUGCGCCCCCAGCGGGGAGGAGGACGCAACUGCAGCCGCAGGUGAGGACGGAGCAGCAGAGGACGGUAAAGACGGCAAGUCAGCCAAGGCCAAGCGCUCACACUUCGGCCGUGCAGUUUCCCUGAAGAACUUCAUCCUGCGAAAGGGCAAGUCCACCAGCGUGGACAUGGGCGAGGGCGCCAAGGAGGAGGAGGAGGAGGCAGCGGAGGGAGAAGAAGCGGUGGAGGAAGGAGCUGCUGACGGGGAAGUUGCCACGGCGGCCGAGGAGACCAAUGACAAAGAUGCAGCAGAGGCCGAGAAGACGGCGGCGGCGCCUGAAGCAGAGGCGGCAAAGGAGGAGGAGAAGGAGAAGGAGAAGGAGAAGACGCCGGCCGAAGCUCCGGUGACCAACGGGGAGAACGGCUGCACCAACGGCACGGGGGAGGAGAACGCCACACACAAUCACCAGGAGGAGGAGAAGACGACAGGGGGCAGCCCUGUGAAGAAGGGCAAGGAGACGGCAGGGGCGAAAGAGGAGGCGAACGCCAAGAUCAUCAACACCACGGCGGCUGUGAACAGCGACAAAAAGGCGGGAAACGUGUGAGGCCACACAAAGAGGAUUAGAACUGCCCGGGAUUCGCUGAGCAAGGAGCUCUGAGCCCCGCCCCCCUUAACUCCUCCUCCUCCUCCUCCUCCUCCUCCUCCUCCUCCUCCUCCUCCUCCUCCUCCUCCUCUCUCCCUUCAUCCCUCCUCCUCCUGCCUCCCGAAUAAACGGAGUAAUCACGUGUUAACAGAACACCAUGGUGAGAAAGAGAGAGAGAAAGAGAUUGAGAGAAUGAGAAAGAUGCAAUUCAUGUAGAUGAGAAGUGAAAAAUAAUAAUUACUCAGAAAGCAAUAAUUCAAGCCCUUCUUUUCAUCCCCAUCCAUCCAUUCAUCCCUUCAUCCAUCCCUCCAUCCAUCCAUCCCUCCCUCCGUCCGAUACAUGCAUACAGACAUACAAACAUGUACAUCCAGUGUUUUUAUUUUUUCUUUGCUUGUCUGUGAGAUUUUAUAUUGUCUACGAGAGAAAAGAAAAAUGCAGAAAUGUAAAAAAUGAAAAUCGAGACAUUCCACCCCCCCCGUUCCCCCGGCGCCCUAUUUUCCUCCUCGUCAAGCUACUUAACUGCUCUCUGUCUCUGCCGACUCCUGAUUGGUGGAUUAAAAGAACAAAAAAGGAAAAAAAAAGACUGUUAGUUUUAUAUUGACGGCCAUUCUGGUUUGUAGUCCCCCGCCCUGCCCCUCCCCCUCCCGUAGAUCUGACAGUAAGCAGGACCAUGUUGCUACAGUAUAUAAACUGCCCUGAGGACUGCCACCCCAACCAACACUGCAAUGUCUUCAGCUCUGUGUGUUUAAUGUUUUUAGACUGUUAUAUUGUGUACAUGCAUUAAAAAAAAGAAGAAAAAAACACCAUCAAAUAUUAAAGGUCAAAAUGUUUUUCUUUUUCUUCUUCCUGUUCGGUUUGGAUUCUCUUUUUUCUUUCUUGUUUUAUUUUUUAAAAACACAUCUUCUCACUGUUACCGCAGUCUGGCGAUAUGCUGUAAUUAAAAAAAAUGAUGAUAAUAAUGAUGAUGUUUUGUUGGUCCAAGUUUUCACAUGUCCGCUAGCAAAUUGUCAAGAAAAAAAUAGUACAAUAAAGACUAAAAUCUAACAACUAAA
Centropristis striata (black sea bass) is the source of this 3341-nucleotide messenger RNA. Its product is annotated as nucleolar and coiled-body phosphoprotein 1. The transcript has 4 exons. The record is from RefSeq and is a predicted model, not a curated record. Lineage: Eukaryota; Metazoa; Chordata; Actinopteri; Perciformes; Serranidae. Bases 340 to 2250 code for a protein of 636 amino acids.